AUGGCCGAAACUGAAGUUCAAGAUACGGCAGAGCAUCUGAAGGAGGUGGAGGAUGCCAAUGCAGCGCAGGGGGUGGUUAAUGAUGGCGGGUCGGCCAGCAAGGCUGCAGACGCCAGACAGGCCACAGCGGUGGCAAGCAAGCCGUCGAGUCGAGGUUCUACACCCGCCUUGCCGUCUCCAGGAUCAGGUUUAGUGCCGCUCCGUGGAAGCUCAGGCACAACCUCUGCACCGAUUCUCAGCAUGCCCCAUCCGAAACGUUUCACGCAUGUCGACAUUAACAAGCGGUUCCUGGAGAAGAACUCUCAGCUUGCUAGCACGAGUCAUGCACCAGCCACGUCGAGUGCCAUCAAGACCGCGAGCUCCAUCCAGAAGCCUGCUCUCCAAACAACGCCUUCACAUUCAAAGCUUGUCACUGCGAAAUUAACUGCGGAUACGCCAAGAUCAUCAACGACGGGUCCAGGCUGGUCACGCCCGUCAUCAACAAGCUCGUCGAUUGCUGCUACUCCGGCGGUCAGUUCAAGUGCAAAGCCCACUCCUGCCACUACGCCUGCUACCGGUCACGGCGCUCCCCUACCCGUGCCAACAGGCAAAGUCAUUCAACCACAGCCUCGUACAGCAGAUUCUCCUGCAGUGCUUCGCAAAGAUGGGACUAACAAGCCAGCUUGGAGGAGUACUCCGACCACGGUUGUAUCCGCCCCGCGGCCGGAUAGUGUUCAGAACGAAUUUCCGACAGCGGCUGAGGUAGCCCAAGUGCAAUCGACGAAACUCGUUGAGAAGAAGCAAAUAGCAGAAGUAGCGGCUGCUCAGAAGCAGGUGUUGGCGGCAGAAGCAGAUGCUUUCCGUGGAGUGCACUUGGGGCCAAAUGUACAUCACUGGGACGAGGAUGAAGGUGACGACAAUAACUUUUUGGAUGAAGUCAUUGAAUUCGACGACGGGCGUCAGUAUACCAUUCCUCAGGCGAAGUCGCCCCCUCCAGAAGAAAUUCAGAAGGCUAGCGGACUGUCGGAGAAACAGCCAGAAAGUCAUAAUCUGCCUGUGAGUAAAGAGGAACGCUUCGCAGAUGACUUCGAUCGGAGCUGGCCCAGAUCGCGCAAUGGGUUCGCCCAUGAGCGCAAUAAUCAGCCAUUGUUAUCACCAUCAGCGACUUCGUCACAGUCUUUGCAUUCGCCUCAAGAGUCCUCACGACAGCUAUUCAACGAGAGGUCGAACAGGCUCGAACCAUAUUCUUCAUAUGCCAGCAGCAGGCUCCCUGGUCCUCCACGCGACUCCUACUUCGGUCGCCGAGGUAGCCGAUCUGAUGCAGGUCCUCCUCCGGAGUUCAGAGGUGGUCGGGAUGCGCCACCACAUUCCGGCAUACAAUUGUUACAGAAGCCUCACAAUGGACAUACAGGACCACCUGUAGACGAGGCACCUAUGCGUUCGCGCAUCUUUGGCGAUGGCCCAGGGUCUCAUGGCCCUCCUGAUGGUAGCCGCUUCCGGGACCGGGAUUUCGCAAAGCGAGACGGCACCUUCAGCGGUCGGCCAGACUACAAUCGCUCGAGAGAUUUUCACCAUGCUCCCGGUAUGCCACCACCAAUAGGAAUGCCAGAUCGUCCACGCCGGUCCUCGAAUAUGGGCCCGCCGCCACCGUCUUUAGGUCAAGAGGUUAGGGACGGGAGGCAGCUUCCGCCUCAUCUGUCUGGGGCCCACCCGCCGGCCGAUAUGUGGAGAACACCCUCGGCAUCUGGAAGAUCGCGUCGCUUGUCUACGGCGUCAUCUAUUAGCCACGGCCCUUCUGCCUCUGCGACGUCGCCACAAGCCUCUCACGCCUCUGCCGUCGCAGUCUCUCCUGUCGUCCCUGAGGCUUCUUUACAGCCUCCGAUCAUGGAUCUUGAGGAGGCGAGGAAGCAAGCUAUGCACAGUGCGGCUGAGCGUGCGAGGCUUCGUCGCCAGCAGGAGGAAGAGGAGCGUGAGAAGGAGAGGGAAAGGGCGCGGAAGAAGGCGGCUGAGAUUGAGGCUAAAUUGAAGGCAGCUGAAGAAGAGAAGAAGGUGGAGCAGAGCAAGGCAGUAGAAGCGCAGGCUGUUGCCAUCAUCGAGGAUGCUGUUCGGUCGGUCGUACUAGAACAGUCAUCUGAGGCACAUUUGUCGAAGCCACUAGAGAUGUCCCCUUUAGUGCCUCCCGCACAACCCAGGACAUUAUUCGGCAGACCGCCGUCCUCGAAAGGGUCAUUGCGUCCAGGCUCAGAGCGUCGUCUUUCUAUGGUGACCCCUCUCUCCCCUGCUGCCGAAGCGGAAACAUGGCGAAAGCCCGUUCAGUCUCCCGUGGUGCCACCGUCCCAGCCGCCGCCGCCUGCCUCGCUGCCCCUUUUCGAACAGAUCGACUCGUUCUCUGUGGAUGUGGGCGGUGGUGACGUCGAGGUUGUCGACUUCAAUGAGCACGGAAAGCUUAUUGGAGUUGAAUUUCCUGAGGUCUCUGAGGCACAGCCAGAAGCUGCUGCUUUGCUACCGUCUCAUAAGCCUACAAGGCCUUCUGCCGCCGACUUCUUCUACGAUACCGAGCCUUCGCCGCCGAAAGUGGCACCACUACCGCCCUCAAAGGCCGACGAGGGUCCUUGGAGAAGGAAGGUAUCGCCUGUGCGCGAGCAUCUCACGACUCAGCUUGAACGGUCGCCAGAGAGACUUACGCUCGAUAUCUCACCAACAUUGUACCAUGCAAAUCCGACUGCACCGUACCACAGGCCAGGUCACCUGCAUCUCGAGGAGCGGGAUCGUCAGCCUAGGGAGCACGGGCAAUAUCAUCCUGUGCAACACCAUGCCGCAUUGAAGUCGCCUUCGACACCCUCGUACCGCGAGGCUCCGAUGUCUGCUCUGAAUGACACCAUGGCGCGCAUCAAAGGCGCACUCGAUGGAAUGCACAAACCUGCCCCGAACCACAAGUGGUUGCCACCUGCUCUUCGCCUUCGCUCAUCUCCCUCUGAGCAAUCUCCACAACAUGGACCAGACGAAGGUUUUCCUCAUGAGACGUUCGAUGUCACUGGUUAUGAGCCGCCGUCGUCACCCAAGCCUGCUUGGAACCACUACGCGGUCAAGUUGCCACAGAUCUCCUCCAUACGGGAGCCCAUCCAUUUCCGGCGACUUCGCGCGUUCGACUCUCGCCAGUACAUAAGGCUCGACAUUUUGUCGCUGAUACCUCCCCGUGAAGGUGGUAAGCGUGCGUUCAACAUGAAUGAACUUCUGUUUCCGAGGCCAUCUUUCGUCAAGGGACGCCCCGAGUACCGUAUAUCUCUGCCAAAGCCUUCCAGAGCGCGAGUCACGGAGAACGGCUUGAUUGUUAACCUACCGACACCAAUUUGUCCGCCGAAGUCCGCUGAGUCCGGAGCUUUCGGCCGUCGCGGAGAAGCAGAUGGAGUAUCAACCUGGCGUAGAACUGGUCCAUUGCCUUUAAAGGGGAAAGAAACGAACGAGACGGUGCAUGUGAAUGGGCUUGACACUGUGAGCCGGUCACCACCGCCUGAGCCAUCGCACACCCCGGCAGAAGUCUCAGCCUCGUCGCCGACUGUUAGUGUGCCUCCUACGAAGGCAAAAGCGCCGGCGAAGGUCCCCAACGGUUCGGGUGUCGCAUUCUACCGUGACUCGCGUAUCGAAACAGCGAAUUCCUCUCCUUCUGCGGCUGUCAAGUUCAUUGUCAGCAGUGAGCUUGAAGACGAGUUGUCUGCCGCAGAUAGAUCACGAAUGGAGUUGGCAGUAAUGGCCACACCCGCACCUCAGUCCGCUGAGAGUACGGCGCUCGUGGCAUAUUCGGAACGCAACGUGGAGGUUACUGCCACGAAGACAUCGAAGAUCAGCUCCCCAUGGGCGCCGGCACGGGAUCUCACCAAAGAACCCUCAUCGAGUGAUGCUAUUCAAGAGCAGGUGAAGGCAAUUUGGUCAUCGAAGUCUAACAAGACGGAGAGUCCUUCGCAGAAUCUGUUGGAUGACCUAGCAAACGACCUGGCUGCAGUGUCUUUCACAGCACCUGAAACAAAGCUAAACGAACCUAGCACCCAGGCGCCGCCAAUCGUGAAUGCUCCAUCGCGCAUGUCCUCUCAAGACGUCGCUCGUGCGUUCCAGCAAGUACCCAACUCCUCUGCGAACCAGUCGUCUUCGGCUAAGGCGAGCACCCUCCCGCCAGGCCCCGCCGCAUACAAUGCCUUUAGGGAUGCGAGCGUACCCUGGUUAUCCACCAUCGAUGAUGAGUUCGCCAAGCCCGACACUUUACCCGCCUGCCAUGGCCACCAGCCCUGUACCGCGAUCUAUGCUUGCGUCGUCGCCUCAUUAUCCACCUCCAAUGUGGGUAGCAAUGCCACCGCUGCCGAAUGGCCCGCCUGGGAUGAUGCGCCCCGUCGCCUCUCCGUAUGGCCCGCAGCUCAUGCCUUACCCGCCACCUGGCGCCAUGCCGAUGUACGCCCCACCUCCGCCUGGUAUACAGGGUAA
Phanerochaete carnosa HHB-10118-sp is the source of this 4452-nucleotide messenger RNA. RefSeq lists its product as uncharacterized. The record is from RefSeq and is a predicted model, not a curated record. NCBI's taxonomy places the organism in Eukaryota, Fungi, Basidiomycota, Agaricomycetes, Polyporales, Phanerochaetaceae. The transcript has 7 exons. Bases 1 to 4452 code for a protein of 1483 amino acids.